Molecule: messenger RNA, 3265 nt
Organism: Tachysurus vachellii
Lineage: Eukaryota; Metazoa; Chordata; Actinopteri; Siluriformes; Bagridae
Gene: nfkbie
Product: nuclear factor of kappa light polypeptide gene enhancer in B-cells inhibitor, epsilon
Exons: 6
Coding region: 381-1457 (358 amino acids)
Molecular function (GO): protein binding
Source: RefSeq, a predicted model, not a curated record
CUUCCGCGUAACUAGUAACACUCAAAGCCCGUGAAGUCAGUCAGUAGUUCACCGUUUGUUGUUUGUCACUAGUUGGUUGUUUUUCUUUUCUCGCCCUAGAUCGGUUAUGAACGGGCUUUGUUGGUCUCCGUGUAUUUGUACCUUCGAUUUUAGAGAAAACAACAGGAGGUGGAAUGAAAAACAGCAACGACGACAAACAACUAAAACGAACUGGUGUCUUUUCGCUGCAUUUCGGUUGCCUUUGAACGCAGCGUGAAGCUUGUGCGUUAAUUAAUUAAUUCGUUAAUUAAAGCGCUAUUUAAUUACAAAGGCGCUAAUUGAUUAAUUGAUUGAUUGGUUAAUUAAUUUGCGUUGUGAUUUAAACGAUCUCUAAGAGUAUCAUGGAGAGGAGCGGAGGCGAAGGGGAGGAGAAAAACAAGUUUGAAUUCCAGGAGGACAACAGAACCGACUCCGGUAUCGAAUCGUUCAGGUCUUUAAACCGAUCGAUGAUAGACGAUCGAUGCAGCACCACGAGUUCGGUACCGGAUCAUCACAGCAUGAGAGAAGAGAUUGACAAACUAAGCACGGAUGAGCGCUUGGACUCGUCUUAUGGCUCUUCAUCGUUGACCUCAGAAAGUCUGACAGAUCUUCUAAGUAAAUGCAGCGUUUCUGGGACUCGACCCGAACCGGACCAGCACGUAGUGGAUUACACCGAAGAGGAGGGAAACCUGUUAGCAACCAUCACAGAAGAUGGAGACACAUAUCUUCAUUUGGCUAUAAUCCAUGAGUUGGAAUCAUUCACCCACCAGCUCAUUAAUCUGUUCCCUAAAGAGGUCCUGGACAUCCAGAAUAAUCUCUAUCAGGCCCCGCUGCACCUGGCCGUCUACCUGGACCAGGUCCCUGUGGUGAAGGCCCUGGUGGUGAAGGGAGCAUGUCUAGAGUUUCAGGACCAGGAUGGAAACACGCCGCUCCAUGUGGCCUGUGAGCACGGCAGAUUCGAGUGUGCUAAUGAGAUGAUUCGUCAGGCUUCAGCCUCCAUGCUCACAUCAGUGUUCAAGAGACAGAACUGGAGAGGUCUGACUUGCCUCCAUCUUGCCACACUGCACAAACAUCACCGAAUCAUGAAACUGCUGGUGAAGAAAGGUGUGGACCUGAACCUCCAGGAGGGAACAAGUGGGAAAACAGCAUUGCACAUGGCUGUGGAACUGCAUGAUGUGGAUGCAGUGACUCUGCUGCUAACCAAAGGUGCCAACGUAGAUGCUGCUAUGCUAAACGGUUGUACAGCACUCCACCUGGCAGUCGGGCGUCAAGACACCACCAUCACCGGCCACUUGUGCCGGGCAGGAGCUGACAAAAUGAUUCGUAACAUUGAGGACGAGACCGCAUUAGACCUCGCCGACGGCAACGACAAUAUACUUUCAGUACUGCCAUUUGAUGACAUCCAGAUCAUGGGAAGAACUGUCGGCUUGAAUUUCUGAGUGUGGAAAUAUGUGUGUUCAGCGUCCCUGCUGUCUGAGAACUCUGGGGACUUCAGUUAUUAAAAUUCAGUUGGUUUAACUUUUUACAGCCUUGUCUAUUCUCAGUGGAGAUGUACUGAGAAUGUUAAUUUAUACACAGGUUUGGAUGAAGUGUUCAUUUUUCAAGUCUACUCCAAAUGAAUCUGCAUGAUAAUCAGAUUAUUCUUUUAUAUUUUUGAGCAUUGUCUCUUUUCUCGUGGUUUCUUCUUAACCAUUUAAUAUCGCACAUAAUAAUGUUUAGAAAUCCUAGCUGGAACUUUUUAAAUACCUCAUAAUACAAUGGAUACAGAAAUAACUGUUAGGUUAUGAAAAUCAAAUACAGCACUUAGUAGGUAGAUAAGAUAUAAAUAGCACAAUCAGGGUUUAGAGCACCACUCGUCUUUUCUGGUUUGGUGGAACACCUGUUUGUGUUCAAAACUGACUUCAUGCAACAAUUUUGUUAAAUAUGUUUUAAAUUUUCCUUUAACUUUGUUAAAUGCUUUCAUUUCUCUUGCAUACAGAACUCCUUGAAGUGUGAACUAUUGUGUGGUUACACCUUACUUUAUUUUGAAUUCCGUGUAAAAGACAGUAUUUUUGUUCAAGUUGAAUUUCACUGGCUGCAAAUCUUUCACAUGUGGUGGAUUUAAUAAUUUAUUAAACAGCUACUUCUGACGCAUAUUAGAGCUACAGAAGGCUCCCCCACUAGCCAUCAGCUAAGAUUACGAGCUUCAAGCUUCAUGUCGCAAACAAAUGAUGGUUUCACAGUUUCUCAUAAAUAUCAUUCAAUAAACAAUUUGUAAACAUAAAAGGAAUAAUUGGGUAUUUGCUGUAUUAACACGAAUACAUUUUGUUUUUUGCUCUUUAGCAAUAUUAGCUACCUAGUGCAAAACCAAAAAGUGUUAGUCAGUGUUUUUGUUGUUUCAGCCAAGAGUUUUUUGCUCAAGGUUCUGUGGCAGUCCUGGCAUUCAGUUCCUAGUGGAAACCUUUGCAAAUAGUUUUGCACCACUGCUGUAAAGUGUGCUUUGUACUUUUUAGACUGAUUUAGUGUAGAUCAGUGUAGAUGCCUUAUGAAUGCAUGUUUGAAUGAUGUUCAGUGAUCAAUCCUAAAUACAAGAUCCAUCAAACCCAUCGCUGUCAAAUAUAUAAUACAUAGUUUAAUAGUUACCAUGUAAAUAUAUUCUGUAACAUUUUAUUCAAGUUUGAGGUAAUCUGGAGAAGAUUCCAACAUCUAGGAAGUUUGAGAAGCUGUGUGUUAUUUAGGUGUGUGUGUUUGUUUUUCUCAGAAUGUGCUCCUGUUAUUAUAGUGUAUUGUUUCCUUACAAACAGUUUUUCGAGAACCGGUAUUUCUAGCAAAUUCACAAUAAUUAACCAGGAUGCAGUUCGUGGAUUUUUUUUUCAAUGGUUUUAACCAAGGAUUUUAAAUGCACAUACAAUACUCUUAUAAACUCUUCUUUUUAAUGCCAUUAAAUCCACACUUGCAAGAUGUACAGUUAGAAUUUUAUACAUUAGUCUUAAAACAAGACAGGAUUAUUUUGUAUUAAAGGUACAUUGGCUGAAGUCACUUUGUAAGUUUGUUGUAUCUCAAAUCAAGUGAUUAUUGUUACAAAUUUUUUUUUUUUACCUUCAAAAGAAAAUACAUUUUAAAGGUUCAAUAAAUGUUUAAGGUAUGGCAAAGGUUUUUGGGGUUGUGUUUUAUUUUCCCCUUUAGAAGUCUAGUGUUUUUUUUUGUUGUUUUUUUUUCAUAACAUCUUUGUAAAAGAAAAAAGCCAAAUUUCUAUGAAAAUAAAGAC